Messenger RNA from Hordeum vulgare subsp. vulgare (domesticated barley), 2196 nucleotides. Its product is annotated as ethylene receptor 3-like. NCBI's taxonomy places the organism in Eukaryota, Viridiplantae, Streptophyta, Magnoliopsida, Poales, Poaceae. The coding region runs from base 1098 to 1445 and encodes 115 amino acids. Gene Ontology annotation, cellular component: endoplasmic reticulum. The record is from RefSeq and is a predicted model, not a curated record. The transcript has a single exon. Gene Ontology annotation, molecular function: ethylene binding; ethylene receptor activity.
CUAUGUUGUAAAGGACGCUUGAUCCUUUACAACAUCUCCAGUAGAUUCCGUAAAACACCACCCUAAAAAACAAUAUACAUGUGUCCUAAAAUGAAUUUCGGACGGAACGAAUUCGAACUCCGGCCGACCAGAAUGACACCGCUUCGGCCUGCCGCCGGAUAUGACCUGCUACCUACUCCGGUGAAGUUUGGACGACACUCUGGUGACGCUCCGGCACGCCUCGUGCGCUGACGAUGCUCCAGCCGGUCGCUGCCAAGCUCCUCCGCCUACUCGCUGCUCGCACGUGGAGUCGCCAGGGCCCUGCUCCAGCAUUGACCGGUUUUACGGGAUCUUCAAAAAACGGCUCGAAUCCUCCAUAUGACCAAGUUACGCUCUAAUAUACAUAUACAUGACGCUAUAUUCUUUUACAGGAUAUAUGUUAUUUUACAGAAUUUAUUCUAUGCAAUUUUUAACCUGUAUCAUUAAUUUAAAGGUUUGACAUUUUUACGGAAUCUCCAGAGAUGCUUUUAUGACGUCAGAUCCACGGCUCGAUCUAACAGACGGACGCAUCGCACGGAGGGGAGUAGUAUAUGUGUUUUCGUAGUGUAGCGAACCGGACCCGACCUGUCCUGGUCCGCGCCCAACAAAGGACCGGACCGCCCCGGACGACCGAGCCCCGCUCUGCCCCGCAUCCGGCAGCCGCGCGAGAACGAGGGCGCCGCCGCUCAACCCCAUCGACCUCGAGGAGGGCCUCUAGCGGCCACAGGCCCACAGCCAGCCGGCACGGCGGUCACCACAGGCCGUAUGAUGCGAGGCACCAGCCGGCGGGGCACCGGGCGCGGUCCGGCUCUCCUCCACAAUCUCGUCGCCGGCGACGCGCUCAACAGGGCACCUUCGUGCUCCUCUCGGUUCCCGCUGCGGUCGUCUCCUCCAUCCCAUCCGUCCCUCCCGACGUCCAGGCCCUGGAUAACGCGAGGGGGGCAGAGCCCGCCGCAGCGCGCCGCUGCCAUCCGACGGGCCCAAUCUCCCGCGCCCAGAGCAAGCAAGAGGCGUAAGGACGGCCUCUUGCUGGACUCGAUCGAGUAGCCUUAGAGGGAGGAGGGGGAAGUCAAUGGAGGAUGUGGCAGAGGGGAAGACAGACGUGCUGCAGGGGAGGUACCAGCUGGGGCGCGUCCGCGGCGGUGCUCUUCGCCCGGAUCUCCCGCACCGGCCGCCUCCAGUUCGGGGCCUCCAUCGUGGUCUGCGGCCUUACCCACCUGCUCGCCGCCUUCACCUACGAGCCCCACUCCUUCGUGCUCGUCCUGCUGCUCACCGUCGCCAAGUGCGUCACCGCGCUCGUCUCCUUCCUCACCGCCAUCACGCCGCUCAGGCUCAGGCUCAGGCUCAUCCCGAAGCAGCGUAGCUGCUCCGCGUCAAGGUCCGCGAGCGCCUGCUCUGGAUCAAAGCCCGCGAGCUCGACAUCAUGAAGCAGCAGGAGCCAGGAGGAGGCGAGCUGGCAUGUCUGGGUGCUCACCCAGGCAAGAGUCGAGGAGUCGAGCCAAGGUUGAGACUCAGACUAAUUAGUUGGUAAAAUACUGUAGCAUUCAAUUUUUUUUGACAGCAUACUGUAGUACUCAACUUAAAAUACUCAUCAACACUAAUACCUGGUGUUCCCUCUGUUUCUUUUUAGUCCACAUAUAAGACUUGUAAGUCAAACAUAGUGAAGUUUGACUAAAAGUAUAGAAAAAACAUCAACAUUCACAAUAUAAAAUCGAUCUCAUUAGUUGCUUGAUUGAAUUAACUUUCAUAUUGCAUAUCUCUACUAUUGUAGAUGUUGAUAAUUUUGUAUAUAAAUUUGGUAAAACUUUAUGAAGUUUGACUUAAGAAAAAUCCUAUAUGUGAAGUAAAAAAGAAAAGGGGGGGGGGGGUAUGUACUACGUCUGCCUGUUCCUGAAUAUAACACGUUUUGGCAGUUUAGAGGGCAUUGGAAGCAGAUUAGGAGCACUCGGGUAAUUUAGUAAUUCAAAAAAGGUAAAAAAAAUCCUAGAACUUUUUUGGAACAAAAUAUGACCAGGUAUUGUACUAGUAUAAAAAGUUUGGCUAAGGAAUGAUUCUCGUUGACUUAAGGGCAAAAAAAAAAACAAAUUUAUGACGACAAUAUAGCAUGUAUAGUACUUGUAUCUAGCCUUUUUUGUCAAAUCUUUGGCCCCGGAUACAAUGAGACUCAUUCCAUCUUUU